CUCGCCUGUCGGACCCAACCAGCUCCCCUGCUUUAGAUAAAGACUGCUGGUAUCACAGCCUGCCCAUCACCGUCUUGGUUUUCUUGUGUAUCGCUAAGACUCCUCCACCAGAGCCUCCUCAUGCUGCCCUCUGGGCAACAGAUGCUGCCACUGCUGUGGUUUCUACUGUGGAUGCCCAAAUUCGGGCUCUCUAGUAACAUAGGCCUGUGGGACAUAUUUGCCAACCCAAAUGAUGUGAACAUACCCUCCCGGUAUACCAGAGCUUGUGAAGGAGUGAACAGGGAAACCACCGAGAAGGAUGCAGAGACCAAUGGUGACUCCUUCAAUGAUGACCUCGCCAUGGAGUCAAUGGUGGACAUCAACAAUGAAAUUUAUCAACAAUUUACAAAGAGCUGGCAAAGCGUGUACAUGGUCUUCAACAAAACAAAUCUCCGGAAAGCUGUGCCUGACCCAUCGUUGCUGUGCUUGGCAGAGUUGAAUAUGAAGAGACAAAGGAAAACCCAUAAGCAGCUACUGAUGCUGUAUGAGAGACAAAGAAAGAAUUCCUGGAACUACCGUAGCCUUCGUUUUCUGACCCACAACGACACAUCAAAUUGGUUGUGGUUUGAUGUCACUGAAGUUGUACGACAGUGGAUAAAACAAAAAUGUAAAUGUUAA
Messenger RNA from Ochotona princeps (American pika), 657 nucleotides. RefSeq names its product transforming growth factor beta-1 proprotein-like. The record is from RefSeq and is a predicted model, not a curated record. Lineage: Eukaryota; Metazoa; Chordata; Mammalia; Lagomorpha; Ochotonidae. The transcript has 4 exons. Bases 121 to 657 code for a protein of 178 amino acids.